This is a messenger RNA of Cinara cedri, 3551 nucleotides long. NCBI's taxonomy places the organism in Eukaryota, Metazoa, Arthropoda, Insecta, Hemiptera, Aphididae. The record is from the annotation of a GenBank genome assembly.
AUGGCUUGGUCAUAUCAUUUGUCCAGAAGAAAAUUAAUAGGUACCUCAAAGGAAGAGACCAGAAGGCAAACUAAAAUAUGGCUGGAAGAAUUAGAGGAAGACUUGGUAAGGCUGGGUAUAAAGAACUGGAAAGAUAUAGUACAUGACAAGGUAUUGUAGGCAGCUAUUGUGGUGAUGGCCAACACCCUCAGAGAGUAGAUAUGCAAAGGAAAAAAGAGAAGAAUUACUAAGUAGGUACAACUUACAAUGAACUUCCUAUUCAAUUUUCAAGUAUUUCUGUUCAGUCUAACAAUUUUUUCCACCUAGUACCUACCAAAUAGAAAUAAUAUAAAAAAUACAUAAAAUUAAAAUGUGUGUAAGUAGCUCAAAGUUUGAAAUGGUUUAUCAUCUUAGAAAAAACAAUUGUAAGUUUUUUGUCAAAAUUUCAAGUAUAUAAACUUACUCAUUUUUUACUGACUUAUGACAUAAAAAUAAUUGAAAAGAAUUAAACUACUAUUUUGGUGAAAUUUCUUGUUCUUUCUAUGGUAUUUUCCCUUUUGCUCGGUUUUUGAAAAACUACAGGGAAAAAUCAAAAAAUGACUUCUGUACUCUAAAACUAGAUUCACAAUAGAACAAAACAAUUAGAGCAAUAUUUCUGGUAGAAAAGGUAUACCUUAAAAGUUUAAAAAAAAGGAAUCGUAAUACUGUAAAUUUAUCAGUUUUCAUUUUUGGUCUUUUAAGGUUUCUCCCAAUUAUUUUGAAAAUCUCUUGGAAAAUCAAAAAAAUUACUUCUCUAAUGCACCAACUAGACAAAAUUUCCUUUCAAAAAGGUGCUAUACUUGAUACAUUACAGACCAAAAAAAAACAUAUUAAAACAAAUAGAUUCCUUACUACAUUCCAAAUCUAAAAUGCUGAAAAAAAUAUUUGUACCAAAUCAUGAUUAUAGAUAUACACAAUUUUAUUGAUUGAAAACAAUUUUGUCUUGUAUUAAAAUGAAAAGAAAAAUUUUCAUAAGGUUUAUAAAUUAUCAAAUCACACCAUAGACAACUGUGACUAAAGUAAGUGAAAAGUAAAGUUACAGGGAUAGUUGGAGUAGAGUGGGUAUGUCAAUGCCAAAUAAUCAAUAUUUUAUUAAUUACUUUAACUAGUAAGUUUUUACCUGAUAAUUAUUAUUAAAGUAGUCUGACUUCUUAAUAUUGUUGUUUACUUUCUUGUGCUUGUAUUAUACAUUUGUUUGCUAUUAAUAUUUAAAAAUAUUUAAAUUAAUAAAUAACAUUAACUGGCUUACUGGAAAUUAAUUGCUUUUUUUUCAGCAUUGAACUCAUUAUUGUGGAAAAAUAGUAUACCUGAUGCAUUUAAUCUCCUUGGACAAGCAUUAAACAUUGAUCCAAAAUGUUAUCUUGCCUAUGAAACACUUGGAACAGUUUACAUUGAAACGUAAGAUAUUAAAACACAUGUAUAUAAUAUUUUUAGAUGAUUAUUUUAUUUCAAUACCACUCUGUUAAGAUAUGUUUUAAUUUUGAAUUGAAACUUUUUUAAUAAUGUCGCUACAGUUAAAAAAAACAUUAUAACUAAAUUAUUUGAUUUAUUAUCACUAUAUAGAUUUUAAUAAGAUUAUUUAAAACCACCAUUAUAACUCAAUUUAUUGAGUUUUGAAUUGUUUUUAUCAAUUUACAUUCAAACUAGAAAAAUUUGAGAGAUUAUUAUACGAAAUUUCUUAUUAAAACAUUAUCAUAAAACCCAAAUCUGUAUCAUAUACAUAGUGAUUUAACCAUUAUGUUUCCUUAAGUAUUAUAUAAAUUGCUGCCUUUUAAUAUAAAUAUUUUUCUAGUUUAAAAAAUGUUAUUAAAGCAUACAAUUAUAGUUUUUCUUUUUUUACUUAAAAAUUUAAUGAUGUUAAAUAAAAAUAUACAGAUGUUAUAAAAAUGCAUGCAUACAUUCAUAUAAAAAAAUAAUUAUAAAAAAUAUAAAAUAAAUAAAUCUAUAAAAUAUAAUGACAAAAAACAUGGUAGUAAAAAAUGUUUAAACAGUUCAUUUUUAAAUUAUAUUCAAAAUUAAAUAGUUAAUGCCUAGUACUCAUCAGCUUUCUGGGCGACUUUGGAGUCGAAAAGUCUUCUAUUAUGGCAUCUAAGUCCAUUUUGUUCACUUAGUUUCAAUUGCCAAAAAAUUCAGUGGAUUUAGUUUAUCCUCUUCCAUACUUGCUCUCAAAUAAUUUUUUACGCGUUUUAAUAUAGAAAAAGAGUUCGGGUGAACAGUUAGUUAUUGCCAUACAUAAAAGCAUAUGUAGAGCAAUAUCUACGUUAGGAAAAACUGUGUCUAAAUUAUUACCACAUAAGAAUAUUGAUAACUACAUCAAUAUUUUUAUUUAUACUUUGAAGAAAUGCUCGAAAAUGAAUAUAUUCACAAGCGAAUAAUUUGUAUAAAUCAUCGUUAUAAAAUUCUUGAAGUUUAUUAGCUUUUUGUUAUUUCUUCAGGUGAAAGUAGUAUUAAAUUAGUCAAAGUCAUAUUUGUUAAAUGUAUUAAUAUAAGUCCCGCAUCUCUUUUCAGUUUCACUCUUCACAUGAUCCAGUAUGGAUUUUUGCACUAAGUUAUUUAGUUUGUUUGUUAUUUUGUCUGUUGUCAAGUCGUGAAUAUACAACAUGAUAACGAAAAAUGUAUAAAUAUUGCCGCAUAUGUAAUAAUAUAUAUAAUGUUAUAUAAUAGGGUGAUAAACUCUACGAUUUUGAAAUUGGAAAACGUAAAAUAUAAAUAUUACCACAAUUCCAUUGCUUUUAAAACAUUUUAUAAUUAGUUGCAUUUCUUCUAGUUACAUAUAAUAAAAAUGUAAUAUUAAAAAGCCUUUUUUUCUGUGAACAACUUUUAUAACUUUUCUAGCAGUAAUUUUGCUCUGACAUUUAAUGAUAGAUAUGUUUCUAAAAGAAAAUUUUUCGAUUUUCUCAAGAGUUUUUUCAGCAAAUGUGAAAAUUCGAGAUAAAACAUGGGAAAACAAGGAAAUGUAGAGAAAUUGGAAAAAUCCGUACAACAAAAACAAAUAUUAUUAAAAAAAAUAUAUUAAGUCUAUUUAUUUAUUUAACUAUAAAAUUACAUAUUUAUUUUUGAAAAAGCAUCAUUAUGAACUGAACUUCUUCUGAAAUUUUUUCUUAAACAAUGGUUUAUCAUUGCUUACAGGUAUACAUUAAAUUAUCUAUAACAGGCUGCACCUGUUACCAGUAUAUUACCUUUCUUUUCAAUAUAUGAUGUGGCUAAAAAAGAGUUAACAUAUAAUUUCUUUCACAAUGCCCUUUUCUUGCUAUUCAAUGCUGAGUGGGGAAAUUGUUUUUUAUUUAAUUAGUUUAUAUGAAUAAUUAUGCAUUAGGUGUUUUUUAUUAGCAGCAUUAAAUUGUUUGUACAUAUUAUUUAUAUUUGUGUAUUUCAGUGGAAAAUUAAAGGAAGCUCUGGAUUGUCUGGAAAAAGCUAUACCUCUAGCUAAAUCAGAAAAAGAAUUGUUACGCAUAUUUUCAUUACGGAAUUCAGCACAGGCCCGAUUAGCAGCAUCUGAACGUUUUGCAAUAAUAAUUCCCAAAGUUGAAUGA